Molecule: messenger RNA, 744 nt
Organism: Protopolystoma xenopodis
Lineage: Eukaryota; Metazoa; Platyhelminthes; Monogenea; Polystomatidea; Polystomatidae
Source: the annotation of a GenBank genome assembly
AUGGAAUGUCUGCGAAAAAGAGCUUUGGAGUUCAAAGUUCAGGUCCGUGAAAAAGAGUUACUACUUAGUCUAGACGCGGCUUUUGCCAGGAUAUUUGGCAGAUCUCGUUGCUACCAAACUGACAUUCCCAAAGUGACCUACUAUCUGGCGGAGAAUGCGGUUCAACUCUGCCUAUGCGUGAUCAUGAUCUUGGUGGGGCUCAAACUCAAGUCACACGUGUUCAGGUGUGAAUUUAGCUAUUUGCAGGUUAGCGACCCAGUCGUCUGUCUUACUGAGACGUCUGCUUGGUCUGAACGCCUUGUGAUUCGAGUUCCGAAGCCAGAGCCAGAGCCAGAGCCGAACGUCAAGUCACCUGAGCCCGAGUCUACCGACGGCGCCAAUCCUGUCCCGGAUGGCUCGUCCACGAACGAGCCUCCCAAUCAACCGACCAGCGGAGAAGUCGCCAAUAUUCCACCUUCAACACCGACAACUCCGGUCUGCGCAACAGCCCACAUGACAGCCCAACCAGGCCUCCUGUUGCCAUGGCCACAGGCCGAUCAGUCCGGCCACGGUCUGACGCCGUCUCAGGCCGCAGGCAUGGCAUUCGCCUACCUGCCGGCCUACUUGAUGAUCCAUCGGGUGGCCAACCUGAGGCCAGGCGAUGUGGUCUUGGUCUAUUCGGCCGGAGGAGGAGUGGCAAGCUUCUUUUAUGCCGGGACUCGCAUUGCUCUCCACUUGGGGCAAGAUCCAGUCUUGAUCGUGUAG